AUGUUAAAUAAUACACCUUAUAAACCACGUGAUAACUCCAAUAUACAAUACACUAACAUACAUCAAAAUUAUGAAUUUGUUCCACAAUUUAAACAUAAAAAUCAAUAUACAAAGAACCAUAAUAGUGGUCUAACAAACAAUUCUUAUCUCAAUGGUGUAACUAAUAAUGAAAAACGAAGGCAUCCCAUUAAUUUCAAUAGUUUUGAAGAAAAAAGAAAAAAAUUUAUUAAAUGUAUAAAUGAAUCCCUUCCCCUCUUUCUUGCAUGGAUUCUUUUAUUUGGUACAGCAGUGGCUUAUGCAUAUGGACCAGGACAAUGGCUUUGGUUUUCACCAAUCUCAUCUAAUUUACAUGCCAUAUAUAAUCACAAGGGAAAUAAUAGUCACAUUGCAUGGUUAAUAGAUCUUUUAAGACCCCUCAGACUUGUACUAUACCUUCACUCUACCUUAUUUAUAUUUUUGAUGAUAAACUUUCUUGCUUGCAUAUUCAUUGACCCUGGUAUUUAUCCUAGAGCAGGACAGGAGGAAGAGUUAUAUAGAAAUGGUAAUUCCAAAGUAAUUGAUGAUUUCAAGGCCCCUCUUUAUGAAAGAAUUGAUAUAAAAGGAGUUACAGUUCAGCUCAAAUGGUGCAAUACCUGUAAAUUUUACCGGCCCCCUCGAUGUUCUCAUUGUAGUGUUUGUGAUUCCUGUAUAGAAACCUUUGAUCAUCAUUGUCCAUGGCUUCACAACUGUGUAGGAAGGGGAAAUUACAGAUAUUUCUUCAUCUUUCUUGUUUUACUUAUGCUUCAUACCCUGACUAUACUCGUCUUUAGUCUAACUUUCCUGUUUCACCAUUUCAAAACGCUUAUGACCUCCCCAGGUAUAGUGACUAUAUGUCUUUGCACCUUAGCUUUUGUUCUAUUGCUUCCUAUAACUGGACUAUGUGGCUUCCACUCUCUUCUCAUAAUCAAAGGAAGAACUACAAAUGAACAUGUUACAGGCAAAUUUAAAUCCGUAGACAACCCCUACAACGAAGGUUGGGUCAAUAAUUGUUGCAGGACACUUGCCUCUUCGUCAUCCUUUACCAGACUCCGCUGCUUUCCUAAUUCUUUUUACUUUCGCGCUUGGGAUCGAAAAAUUUAUAAAAACUAUCCUAAAAAGUUUAAAAAAUUUAACGACAUCUACAAUAAUAAGCAACAACGGUCCAUCGAAAAAAAAAUCCGAGGCUAUAUGUACACUCCUGAUCUUGUCUACGAUAAAUACGCGCUAUCCACCCAUAAAAAUGCUAAAAAUACCGUGGUGGAUAUCGAGGGAGUUUCGAAUGAGGAUAAUAAUAGAGCAGUAACCGUUUCUUUAUUACCCAGAAUCAAUAAUGUAAUGAACGCUGAGACGACGUUUGCAGACGAUAUGGAAGUUAAAAAUAUUCCGGAAAGUUCGAAAAGUAGCAUUUACCACGUUCAACAACGUUUGCCGCCAACCAAGCGCACCGAGCUAGAUUUAGAUUUAAAAUACAUUCAAGUGUGAAGCAUUUUCUUAUCGAACUCAAGAAAUUGGGGGAAUUUAAGAGAACGUUUGGGGAUUUAUACAAUUAAUUUUUUUAGACAUAAAUUCGGUAAUUUAGAAAAAAAGAAUUUUUACCUAUUGUUAAAUUGUUGGCGAUAUUUGAAAAUUUUUGUAAAAUAUAAUUCCACAGAUUACGAUUUGAAUUGGC
Molecule: messenger RNA, 1687 nt
Organism: Gordionus sp. m RMFG-2023
Lineage: Eukaryota; Metazoa; Nematomorpha; Gordioida; Chordodea; Parachordodidae
Exons: 3
Coding region: 1-1500 (499 amino acids)
Biological process (GO): protein targeting to membrane; peptidyl-L-cysteine S-palmitoylation
Cellular component (GO): Golgi apparatus; endoplasmic reticulum
Molecular function (GO): protein-cysteine S-palmitoyltransferase activity
Source: RefSeq, a predicted model, not a curated record